AUUUACAGCGGCAUCAAAGUUCAGUUUUGCGAGAAUCAGCGCGAGACACGAAUUUAGGGUUCAUUAAGAUUCAACUUGCUUCUUUAUCCAAACAGUAAAAAAAAGCUUCGAAGCUUUUCGUUAUUGCGCUUCCUUUUCAUUCCGAUUCGCCCAAUUUCCAUUGCAUAGCUUCAAUCCUUUACCCUUAAGGAAAGUGCAGAGAUGGGUACCUUUUGUUUGGAAACUCCUUUUUGUUCUUCGUUCCUUUUAAUGCCCUAAUUUGACAACUUAACUUGUAACUCUGAUUGUUCAGCUUUUGCAUUUGACUGAAAAAGUUUUCAUUUUUGCAAUUUAUGCUUCUGCAAUUCUUGAUUUUCAUGUCCUCCCAUUUGACUUUAAUGUUAUAUUUAAGAGCUUCUGCUCACUAACAUGCCUCUUGAACUCUCCUUUUGGACUUGCCUUUCGAUGCUGCUAGUUUUGUUAUCAUUUGACCCUUUAGUUAAAAUGUCUUUGAUAUUGCGGCGGCUCUAUGAAUCUUAUCUCAUUGCAUAGUUCCACUGAGAUUCACUCGAUGAAAGUCCUUUUUUGGCCGAUCUUUUUGUUUCCUCCUUUCGAUAUGUGUAUACUUCUUCCCAGGAAUUCUUCUGGCCUCUGUGCCUUCUUCACAGUUGCCUCACAAGCUUGUUUAUUUAGUUUCAUAAGAUGCCACGGGGAAAGGCAAAUUCUUCAUCAGUUGGUAAGCCGUCUGAGCCUGAAAAGCCAGUUGAAUCUGAUGAGAAGGUCGACCUUGAAGAGGAAAACGAUGCUGAGGAAGAAAUGGAAGAAGAGGUCGAAUAUGAAGAAAUAGAAGAAGAGGAGGAAGUGGAAGAAAUAGAAGAGGAGGAAGUGGAAGAAAUAGAAGAGGAUCCGGAGGAGGUGGAGGAAGUAGAAGAGGAAGAAGAAGAAGAGGAGGAGGAGGAAGAAGAGGUUGAAGAAGUGGAAGAAGAUAAUGCCGUGAAAAACCACGGCAUUGAUGAUGUUGAAAAGAAAAAACAUGCUGAACUUCUUUCUCUUCCUCCUCACAUGUCUGAAGUCUACUUAGGGGGCAUUCCUCUUGAUGCCUCAUCUGAAGAUUUGAAAGAUUUUUGUGAGCGUAUUGGGGAAGUUGUACAGGUUCGAAUAAUGAAAGGAAAAGAUUCUUCUGAGAAUAAGGGCUUUGCUUUUGUGACUUUUAGAAAUGUAGAACUGGCUACUAAAGCCAUUGAGGAGCUGAAUAAUACCGAAUUUAAGGGUAAAAAAAUAAAAUGCUCGACAUCUCAGCAAAAAAAUCGUCUUUUUAUUGGCAAUAUUCCUAGAAGCUGGGACGAAAAAGUCCUGAGGAAGGUUGUGACUGAGACUGGACCUGGAGUUACCGCUGUUGAACUAGUCAAGGAUAUGAAGAACAUUAACAAUAACCGUGGCUUUGCAUUUAUCGACUAUUAUAAUAAUGCAUGUGCUGAAUAUUCAAGGCAAAAGAUGAUGAACCCAACAUUUAAGCUUGAAGACAACUCCCCAACAGUGAGCUGGGCUGACCCUAAAAAUGCUGAUACCUCUGCUUCAUCUCAGGUGAAGGCAGUAUACGUGAAGAACCUUCCUAAGAAUGUUACUCAAGAGCAGUUGAAGAAGCUUUUUGAACACCAUGGGAAGAUCACAAAGGUGGUUCUUCCACCACCAAAGUCUGGUCAGGAAAAGAACAGAAUCGGUUUUGUACAUUUUGCAGAGAGAUCAAAUGCUAUGAAAGCACUAAAAAACACUGAAAGAUAUGAAUUAGAUGGUCAAAUGUUAGAGUGCUCUCUAGCAAAGCCACAGGCUGAUCAGAAAGCUGGAGUAUCAAAUAUACAGAAGCAAGGAUUGCUUCCUAGUUAUCCGCCACACGUUGGUUAUGGUUUGGUUGGGGGUGCAUAUGGUGCACUUGGUGCAGGUUAUGGUGCUCCUGGUCUUGCACAGCCUUUGAUGUAUGGACCGGGUCAAACUCCUGCUGGAAUGGCCAUGAUGCCGAUGCUUCUGGCUGAUGGACGCAUCGGAUAUGUCUUGCAACAAGGGUUGCAGCCACAGCCACAGCCACAGGCACAAACCCCACCUUCAGCAUCUGUUGCCUUAUUUCACACUUUUACCAUAUGCAAAAUGAAUGCUUGUUGCAUUCCUUUGAAAAUUGAAGGGAUGUAUAUGACUAUGACUAACUCCGAGGAAAGGAAGUGGUUGGAACAGUUCAAUCCUAUAAACUAUAAAGGGUAA
Messenger RNA from Cicer arietinum (chickpea), 2232 nucleotides. NCBI's taxonomy places the organism in Eukaryota, Viridiplantae, Streptophyta, Magnoliopsida, Fabales, Fabaceae. The record is from RefSeq and is a predicted model, not a curated record.